Messenger RNA from Linum tenue, 1592 nucleotides. The record is from the annotation of a GenBank genome assembly. NCBI's taxonomy places the organism in Eukaryota, Viridiplantae, Streptophyta, Magnoliopsida, Malpighiales, Linaceae.
ACCUUAACUGACAAGACGAGUUUUAACGUGAAAUAAAAGAGUACUUGUUCAAAUUUUGAGCUAAAUGUGCUCAUUAUUGAACAAUGAAAAAAUGAUGAUUUUCUGAUAAUUCACCAUGAUGCACUAAUCCAAAACUAUGCAAAAAUAAUCGAGAUGACAAUAUCUUCUUUUUUUUAUGCGAAGAUGGACAAUAUCUGGACGAGAAAAAGAAUUGAAUACCUUACGCAUCGUCCAUCUUCUCCCUUUUGACUUCGUAAUUCUUAGCCUCCACGGCUUCCUGUUCAGACGCGGCAAAUCCACCAUCCCCUUCCCUCCGCCAUUCUUUCUUCCCAAACCCUACAAAAUCACAUAAUUAUACAACAUGAAAGUCACCGGCGCUUCAAUCGCCUCCACAUUACGCUUCCCUUACAACAACACUUUGCAUCAGCUCUUCCCUUCCCAAUUCCUUCCCUCAUCUUCUCCCCUCUCGUUUUCAUUCUGUCACAAAAGAACCAUGCCUCAAUCUCCGGCCCGUUGCUCUGCCGCUUUCUCUUCCCCAGCUUCCGACGCCGCCCUGCUGCCGAGCGAACCGGUGGUUAAGCCUAAACAACACCCAUGGCUUAUUGUUGGUCUGGGUAAUCCCGGGAAGAAGUAUCAGGGUACUCGCCAUAACGUGGGUUUUGAGAUGGUCGAUGCAAUAGCCGAAGCUGAGGGGAUAUCGGUGACUACAGUCUCCAACAAAGCACUUUUUGGAAGAGGUUUUAUUGGCAAUAUCCCUGUAAUGCUUGCAAAGCCACAAACUUUCAUGAAUGCAAGUGGUGAGUCUGUUGCACCCAUUGUCUCAUAUUACAAGGUUCCACUGAAGCAAGUGCUCGUGAUAUAUGAUGACUUGGAUUUGCCUUUCGCCAAGUUGAGAUUGUUGCCAAAAGGUGGACAUGGUGGACACAAUGGGAUGAGAAGUGUCAUUGAUCGCCUCAAAGGUAGUCGAGAUUUCCCUCGGUUAAGAAUCGGUAGGUGGUGUGCUCUCUCCUUAAGCUAAUGUUGAAUUUGUAAAACUACUCCCUCUUUGAGUAAGCAUAAUAACUGUGAGCUGUUAAUGCAAUCACUGUAUAGGCAUAGGGCGGCCUCCUGGGAAGAUGGAUGCUGUGAACUUCGUUAUGCGCCCAUUCAACAGACAAGAACGUGAAGAGUUAGAUAUGACAUUUCAACAAGGCAUUGAAGCUGUGAGGAUUAUGUUGCUGGAGGGGUUUGACAAGAGUGCAACGUUUGUCAAUAGUUCCAAACGCAUGGAACAACUUGGCUAGUCAAUAGCUGAACAGGAUCUCCAUUGUUUUACAGAUAUUGGUUCAGAGAAUGAUGUCCAGUGCUGAUUAUAGAUUCUCAAAGGAACAGAAGGAAUAUAAGCUUAGAUUUCGCAGGAGGAGAUUUAUUCUUUGGCGACAUGAUUUAUUUGAAGCUCGACGGCCGUCACAAUUGAUUGGAUAUGUUUGUAACUUUUUUGUAACCAAGUUAAAUUCUUACGGAGGUAAGUAAAGAAGUGUGUGGCAGCUAGAUCUGUGUGACAAAAACAGGGAGAACGAAGAACAGAGCAAAGCAAGAAAUGAGCAAAAUGG